This is a messenger RNA of Prunus armeniaca (apricot), 480 nucleotides long. The record is from the annotation of a GenBank genome assembly. Lineage: Eukaryota; Viridiplantae; Streptophyta; Magnoliopsida; Rosales; Rosaceae.
AUGGUCCAAGACUGCCUCGCUUUCUUCACCCUAGUCAAGCAGCAAGAACCCCAAUUUCUAAACGUCCCUUAUUUUCUCUACAGCGAGUUCAUGGGCGGCGCCAUUUGCCUUAUGAUCCACUUUGCGGAUCUGGAAGCUGUUCAAGGGGCGAUUUUGGUGGCACCCAUGUGUAAACUUUAUGAUAAGGUGAAACCCAGGUGGCCAAUUCCUCAAAUUCUAACGUUCUUGGCCAAAUUCUUUCCCAGCUUGGCCAUUGUGCCCACCGUGGACCUCAUGUACAAGUCUGUUAAGGUGGGGAAGACGUUGAUUGCUAGUUGCCUAAGCAAGAAGAAGGAUAUGGGAAUCGAGCAAUGUCGAGGACAAGGUGAGAGAGUCAGUAUCAGAUCCAGUGGACUCCAUUCUUUUCUGUCAGGGAAGGAAACCUUAAAAUUGGAUGAAACUACAUCGAAACGAACGGCAGGGGCUAAAUUGACCAUUUAA